This is a messenger RNA of Populus nigra (black poplar), 1231 nucleotides long. Its product is annotated as transcription factor BEE 1-like. Bases 97 to 906 code for a protein of 269 amino acids. Gene Ontology annotation, biological process: regulation of DNA-templated transcription. The record is from RefSeq and is a predicted model, not a curated record. Gene Ontology annotation, cellular component: nucleus. Gene Ontology annotation, molecular function: protein dimerization activity; DNA-binding transcription factor activity. Lineage: Eukaryota; Viridiplantae; Streptophyta; Magnoliopsida; Malpighiales; Salicaceae. The transcript is spliced from 6 exons.
AUGCACCAUGUUGGAAUCUUAUAAAUUGUAUUCCAAAACCCUCUUGUAUGUAAGCAAAAUUAGGCCCUUUAAGAAGCUUUGGUACUUGGAAGUUUGAUGGCUGAGUUUGCAGAAUAUCUGCAGAGGCUUGGGGCUUCUCAACCCUUGACAGAGAUGAUGGACAUGAACAUGGAAAUGCUCAAGCAUCUUCCAGAGCUGAAUCCAAGCAUCUUGGAGAAUUUCAGCAUCGCUCAUGACUUCUCAGCAGACUCUUUCUUCGCCCACCAACAACCUGAAUUUCCUGCAACAUAUAAUCACAACAACCUUUCAAGCACUUCCCAUCCUCACAUCUUGAGUACAGCACCACUUGUUCAUUCUGUCAGCUUGAAUCAAAAUGUUUUCCAUGAAAGGAAGAAGCCAAAAGCAAUGGAACAAUCAACCGGCAGCUCCAAGAACGUUUCUCCUACAGCCUCUAUAAACAUCACAGAGAAAAAGAAUAACUUAGGAAGAGGUAAGAAAGGCAAAAACAAGGAGAAAGAAGGGGACAAAUCAAAGGAAGUUAUUCAUGUUAGAGCUAAGAGAGGCCAGGCAACAGACAGUCACAGUAUAGCAGAAAGGAUAAGAAGAGAGAAAAUCAAUAACAAAUUAAGAUGCUUGCAAGACAUUGUUCCUGGAUGCCACAAGUCAAUGGGGAUGGCAGUUAUGCUAGAGGAGAUAAUCAAUUAUGUACACUCAUUGCAGAAUCAAGUUGAGUUUCUCUCCAUGGAGCUUGCCGCUGCCAGUUGUUCUAAUGACCUGAAAAAUCUCACAGAAUCUUCCAAGAAGGCUCAGGGAACAAAUUCAACUGAUGACGCACAGGAGACACAGAAAUGGUCGAGAGAAAGAUAUGGAGAAAUCACUUGCUUCCACUCUACAUGGUCCAUUUGACUGCAUUUUUGGCAAUUACUCUUUGUUGCUAUAUAGCACAAGAAUAUGUUCCCUAGCUAUCACCCUUUGCCGCAAAUCAAAUGUCUAUUUAUGUGGCAGAGAUGCUAAUGAUAUUUGCAUUACUUCACAAAAAGGUCCAGAAAUAAAGUACAAAAAAAGAGAGAUUAUAUUGCUAUUUACUUGUCCAAUUCGAGGGCUAAUUUCUUUUUCUCUUUUUUCAAAUUUGACCUUCUAUAGUGAUUUGUGGUGUUUAACAUCCUAUGUAUUGAUGCUGCUUUGUCGGCAUGAGCAGUUCCAUUUGAUUCAACAGGUUCUCUUGGCUUUA